ACUCUUUUAUUGGACAAAAGAAGUUAAGGUGCCGCUUCAGUUUGAAAUGACUACUCGCUUAGCACUGAAACGGCUACUUUAGUAGCAUAGCAUGUGUGACGUUGGGCUUAAGGCCAAGGAUCAUUGUGACGGUGUUCAAGUUAUAGUGUACGAAGCAGCCUUGGCUGUCUUGAGGUGGUUCAAGGCAUUGAGGGAGCUAUUGGUUUCAACAAGGCAGCGUCAAGAUUGUAUGCAACCAUUGAUCUUGGAAAAGCCAGAGUUGGCAGAACCAGAUUACUGGAUGAUCACAAAAAUCCACGGUGGUACGAAUCAUUCCACAUUUACUGUGCCCAUAUGGCUGCCAAUGUCAUAAUCACCGUCAAAUUUGAUAAUCCAAUUGGAGCAGAAGUCAUUGGAAGAGCUUACUUUCCAGUACAACAACUGCUAGAUGGAGAAGAAGUUGAUGAAUGGCUUGAAAUCCUCAAUACAGAACGAAAACCCUUGCAUGGACACUCUAAAAUCCAUGUGAAGUUGCAAUAUUUUGAUGUCACAAGGGAAUAUAAUUGGAAUAGAGGGAUAAAAGUCACAAGAUUUCCUGGAGUUCCUUACACAUUCUUUCGUCAAAGACAAGGAUGCAGGGUCACCCUUUACCAAGAUUGUCAUGUUCCUGAUAACUUCAUCCCGAAAAUUCCACUUUCUGAUGGAAAGUUUUAUAAGCCACAACGAUGUUGGGAAGACAUUUUUGAUGCAGUCACUAAUGCAAAGCAUUUAAUUUAUAUAACUGGAUGGUCUAUUUAUACCGAGGUCACUUUGAUAAGGGACAGGAGGAGGCCUAAGCCUGGUGGAGACAUAUCGCUCGGAGAGUUGCUUAAGAGAAAAGCUAAUGAAGGUGUGCGAGUUCUAAUGUUGGUCUGGGAUGACAGGACAUCGAUUCCUGUGUUACAACAAGAUGGACUAAUGGCUACUCAUGAUGAAGAAACUGCUAAUUAUUUUCGAGGCACUCAAGUAAGUUGUGUGUUGUGUCCUCGAAAUCCUGAUGAUGGACGGAGCAUUAUUCAGAAUAUAGAGAUUGGGACAAUGUUUACUCAUCAUCAAAAGAUUGUAAUUGUUGAUGGAGAAAUGCCUAAUGGAGACAGGGAGAGGAGGAGAAUUGUGAGUUAUAUUGGUGGGCUUGAUCUUUGUGAUGGUAGAUAUGAUACACAAUUUCACUCCCUUUUCAGGACUUUGGACACAGCACAUCAUGAUGAUUUUCACCAACCAAAUUUCACCGGUACCUCAAUUCAUAAAGGCGGACCAAGAGAGCCUUGGCACGAUAUCCAUUGCCGAAUAGAAGGGCCAGCAGCUUGGGAUGUGCUCUACAAUUUUGAACAGAGAUGGAGGAAGCAAGGGGUAAGGGACUUGCUUAUAGACCUAAGGGAUAUCGAUAAUAUCAUCAUACCACCUUCACCUGUUAUGUAUCCUGAUGAUCACGACACAUGGAAUGUUCAAGUUUUUCGAUCCAUUGAUGGAGGAGCAGCUUUUGGCUUCCCCAGUGCUCCCGAAGAGGCAGCCAAGUCUGGUCUUAUAAGUGGUAAGGAGAACAUCAUUGAUCGAAGCAUACAGGAUGCAUAUAUUAAUGCCAUUCGUCGAGCAAAGCAUUUCAUUUACAUAGAAAAUCAGUACUUUUUAGGCAGCUGCUUUUCAUGGUACUCCAAUGAUAUCAAGGACGAAGCCAUUAAUUCUCUGCAGUUGAUCCCAAAGGAGCUGUCUUUGAAGAUAGUCAGCAAAAUUGAAGCAGGGGAAAGGUUUACAGUUUAUGUUGUGGUUCCAAUGUGGCCAGAAGGCCUUCCUGAGAGUGCAUCUGUACAAGCAAUACUGGAUUGGCAAAGGAGGACCAUGCAAAUGAUGUAUACCGAUAUAAUUCAAGCUCUAAAAGUAAAGGGAAUUGUGGCAAAUCCCAAGGAGUAUUUGAGUUUCUUUUGCCUUGGCAAUAGGGAAACAAAGAAGAGAGGAGAAUACGAGCCUUGUGAAACGCCAGAACCUAAUUCCGGCUAUCAUAAAGCUCAAGAAGCCAGACGUUUCAUGAUUUACGUGCAUUCCAAAAUGAUGAUAGUGGAUGAUGAAUACAUUAUCAUUGGAUCAGCUAACAUCAAUCAAAGGUCAAUGGAUGGUGCAAGAGACUCAGAAAUAGCAAUGGGAGCCUACCAACCAUUUCAUCUAUGUGUGAAGGAGCCAGCUAGGGGUCAAGUUCAUGGGUUCCGUAUGGCAUUGUGGUACGAGCACUUAGGCAUGUUAGACGACAGGUUCCUUCAACCAGAGAGCGUAGAAUGCAUCCGAAAGGUGAACAAAAUUGGUGACAAAUAUUGGGAUAUGUAUUCAAGUGAAAGACUCAUUCAUGAUUUGCCUGGACACCUUCUUACUUACCCUAUUGGUAUUACUGAAAAUGGAGAAAUCACUGAACUACCUGGAGUAGGAUGUUUUCCUGACACCAUGGCACCUGUUCUUGGUACCAUAUCUAAUUUUCUUCCUCCCAUCCUCACAACCUAAACCUCCAACUUUUAAUUUGUUCCAUUCAUUCUCUAGACAUAUAUAUUUAUCAUUAAUUUCUACAUGCUAAUAAGGUUUCUUAUUAAGGAAUGAAAGGUUAAUAUCACCAUAGGACAUUCACUACUAAAUGUGCAGCAGCUAUUCUCAAUAUUUCAAUGGAAAUGGAGCGGGGGAAUCAUGUUUUAUGACACAAAUUUUCCAUUGGCGUAAUGACAAAAUUAAGAAGAAAUGUUAAAUGAGAUAUGACAACAUCAGCGGAUUAAGGUUAAUUUUACCCUUCACUUCCUGUCCCGCUUAUUAUUGGAUACUUUUCAUAUUUCGAAUUCUCUUAGUGAAAAUCUUACGUCUUAUCUUUUAUCGUCA
Molecule: messenger RNA, 2868 nt
Organism: Solanum lycopersicum (tomato)
Lineage: Eukaryota; Viridiplantae; Streptophyta; Magnoliopsida; Solanales; Solanaceae
Gene: PLDa2
Product: phospholipase PLDa2
Biological process (GO): phosphatidylcholine metabolic process; phospholipid catabolic process
Cellular component (GO): plasma membrane
Molecular function (GO): D-type glycerophospholipase activity; calcium ion binding
Source: RefSeq, a predicted model, not a curated record